Capra hircus (goat) is the source of this 4236-nucleotide messenger RNA. RefSeq names its product glucagon like peptide 2 receptor (gene GLP2R). Gene Ontology annotation, cellular component: plasma membrane. NCBI's taxonomy places the organism in Eukaryota, Metazoa, Chordata, Mammalia, Artiodactyla, Bovidae. The transcript is spliced from 13 exons. Gene Ontology annotation, molecular function: glucagon receptor activity; peptide hormone binding. The record is from RefSeq and is a predicted model, not a curated record. Gene Ontology annotation, biological process: adenylate cyclase-modulating G protein-coupled receptor signaling pathway; cell surface receptor signaling pathway. The coding region runs from base 169 to 1830 and encodes 553 amino acids.
AUUCGGUAGAUGGCUCUAGACUGGGCCAGACGCUCUCAGGGGCGGUGUGCGGAGGGUUUGUGCAAACAUCUUCUCGCUGGAGGAAGAGGAAUGCAAGAGGCGGCUGCCUGCGGUACAUCUUGGACUGUUUGAAGGAUGUGCUGACACUUGUGACCCACAGCGCGAAAGAUGAGGCCGGGGCCAAGCUGGGCAGGGUCCCGGAGGAGGGCAGUGAGCCCCCUGCCCGGAGCCCACGUGCUGCUCACAGGCACCCCUGCUGCCCAGGGGGCUGGGCCUCUCUCCUCCCCCUGCAAGCUGGCUCGCUGGACCCCUGCGAGGCCCUUCCUGGCCCUUCUGCUUCUGCUUUCCAUCAAACAAGUUACAGGAUCUCUCCUUCAGGAGACAACUCGGAAGUGGGCUCAGUACAAAGAGAAGUGUCUGAGAGACUUACUCAAGGAAACUUCUGGCACAGUCUGUAAUGGGACCUUCGAUCAGUAUGUGUGCUGGCCUCAUUCCACACCUGGAAAUGUCUCUGUCCCCUGCCCUUCCUACUUACCUUGGUGGCGCGAAGAGAACUCAGGAAGGGCCUACAGAUACUGCCUGUCUCGGGGUGCUUGGCAGACGCUGGAAAACUCCACAGAUAUUUGGCAGGACAACUCUGAAUGCGCCGAGGAUCACAGCUUCAAACAAAAAGUUGGACGCCACACCUUGCUGUCGACGCUGCAGCUGUUGUACACGGUGGGCUACUCUCUCUCCAUCGUCUCGCUCUUCCUGGCUCUCACCCUCCUCUUGUUUCUCCGAAAACUCCACUGCACACGUAACUACAUCCACAUGAACUUAUUUGCCUCUUUCAUCCUGAGAGCCCUGGCUGUGCUGGUGAAAGAUGUCAUCUUCUACAAAUCUUACUCCAAGAAGCCCAACAGUGAGAAAGAGUGGCUGUCCUACAUGUCGGAGAUUUCUGCCUCCUGCCGCUCAGCCCAGGUCCUCUUGCACUACUUUGUGGGCGCCAAUUACUCAUGGCUGCUCGUCGAAGGCCUUUACCUUGACACGCUGCUGGAGCCCAUAGUGUUUUCAGAAAGGCGGCUGUGGCCCAGAUACCUGCUGGUGGGUUGGGCCUUCCCGGUGCUCUUCGUUGUGCCCUGGAGCAUUGCCCGUGCUCAGCUGGAGAAUACUGGGUGCUGGGGAACCAACAGGAACAAGAAUAUCUGGUGGAUCAUCCGAGGACCCAUGCUGCUCUGCAUAAUGGUCAAUUUCUUCAUCUUCCUGAAAAUUCUCAAGCUUCUCAUUUCUAAGCUCAAAGCUCAUCAAAUGUGCUUCAGAGAUUAUAAAUACAGACUGGCCAAGUCCACACUGGUCCUCAUCCCUUUAUUGGGCGUUCAUGAGAUUCUCUUCUCUUUCAUCACUGAUGAUCAAGUUGAAGGAUUUCCAAGACUUAUACGACUCUUCAUUCAAUUGACUCUGAGCUCCUUCCAUGGGCUACUGGUGGCCUCGCAGUAUUGCUUCACUAACGGAGAGGUGAAGGCCGAGCUGCGAAAGCAGUGGGCCCGCUUCUUGCUAGCCCACCACUCAGGCUGCAGAGCCUGGGUCCUGGGGAAGAACUUCCGAUUCCUGGGGAAAUGUCCCAAGAAGCUCUCGGAAGGGACCAACUCUGGGUCACUGCAGAAGGCGCGGCCCUUGCCUGGUGGUGGGCGGCUCCUGCACUCGACCAGGGAGAGCCUAGGGGUGGCGGGCACCCCGCCUCGUCAAGGCCACGCAGCCUGGCCCCGCGGCAGCAGCCUGUCGGAGAGCAGCGAGGGUGACUUCACCCUGGUGCACACCAUGGAGGAGAUCUUUGAGGAGAGUGAGAUCUAGGCAGGAGCCCACUGCACCGGCUCCCGAGGACUUCUGAGCACUUGGAGGCGGCGGCCAAGCUGGAGAUGCAGGGUGAGCAUCGUUCGGGCACACCCGGCUCUCUCCAGCGCCACAACUCUUUCCAGGCUUUCCCUGCUCCAUAGACGGAGGCUGCAAACCCUCACCACUUCUGCCUGCCCUUGUCAUCCUCAUCACCCCUGAGGUGUGUUUUCCAGAAUGACCACUAGCCUCCUGGGCUGGCCCUAAAUUCAAGUGACUGGAGCCUGAGGACUGAGAGAGAUGUCGGCUCUGAAACAGAGGCCAGCGCUCACCAGGUGUCCAUCUGAAGUCGGGAGCAGGGUGUCCCAGGACAACCUGCCAAGUGUUUCACAUGCAGAGUCUGCUCAUUCAUGGCAAAGAUACUGAGAGAGCGCACCUGAGCACUUAGAUGGCCGGUGAUGGGACUUGAAUAACAAGCAGCCCGGGCAAUUCUGAUGCAAGCCUACAUUUUGAAACUCCAGGGCAGGAUGUGCUGGAACUAGAAGCCCCUCUGAGCUGGCCGCUGGUCCAGCGAGGCCUGCGGCAUUCUGCAUUCAGCGGUUAGGCUGUGACCUGCCUGCCCUCCUUCUCUGACAGUGCGGAUCCCACUCCACGGGAGUUCUGUUUGACCCGAGACAAGCCCAUCCUUCCUUGGAGUGUUGGCCCCAGCUCCCAGGGCCCCUCUGAAAGUUGCCAUUGUUGUUUUCUCACCUUUCCAGCUCCAUCUGCCUUUCUGAGUUUGACUUCUUCAAGCCUUACUUGCCUACUGUUCUCUGCUAUGUUUGGUUUGCCAUCAAUGGCUGUACCUGCUUCCCUGGGGGGUUUACCCACUGCUCUCCCUGACCUAAAUCCCCACUGAUAAGAAUUCUACUCCUCCUGUGGAAAUUGAUGCUAAGAGCUGGAGGGUACCCAGCUGAAAUGAGAGGACUGUGGGUGAUCUGGACGUGUCAAGGGGGUGCUGAGGGAGCCAGGGCUAGGGAACCCAGUCUGCCGAUGGGGAAUGAGUUGUGCUGCAGGCCCUGAGUGGAGGAUGUUUCUGGAGGCAGAGGAGGGCCCAGGCUUAGGGACAAGUUCAGUGACUGAAACUGUAAGGUGAGAGGCUGAGGAAGGUCAAAGGAGGAAUGCUCUAUGGAAACAGGGUUUUGGUGUUCAGGAGUGUUGCUUUUAUAAUAUGUGAACUGUACAUGAGUGGGUGGGCCGGAUAUAUUGCUGUGGGGCCAAAUCCUGCCUUAUUUUAGGGGGACGGGAGGUAUGACGCUUAUCAAGUAUGGUUGCCAGAUUCAGUAGUUAAAAAUACACAAUCCUCAAUUAAAUUUGAAUUUUGGAUCAAUGAAUAAUAGUAUUGUCUAAGUAUAUCCCAUGGGAUAUAUUUUAUGUGAAAUUCAAGUCUAAUUGUAUAUCUGGUACCUCACCUGGCAACUCCAUUGUCAAGGACACUCGGCAGCAGGACAGGGACCAGGAUGAGGCAAGUGAGGAUCUCAGUUCAGGUGCAAAAUUGAAGAGAGUACUGAAAACAAAAACAAAAACAAAACUCCACAAUCGUCAAGUACUAUUUCAGUGUGAUAAAAAAGCAACAACAAUUCCGUGAGCUACAGCCCAGGGACCAUUCAUAAAAAUGAUAUUUUAUUGGAACCAGGCCAGGAUUGAGGGUGGAGUUAAGUGGGACCAUGAGAUAUAAACGCAGGGUCUGGUCCUGACUUUAAAAAUUUUUGAGGAACUUCCCUGGUGGUCCAGUGGUUAAGACUGCAUGCUUCCGCUGCUGGGUGUGUGGAUUCUAUCCUGGUUGGGGAACUACGAUCCUACAUGAUGUGGAAUGCAGCCAGAAAGAAAAUGUUAAUAUUUUGCUCAUAAUGGACAUUUUAACAUUAAUUUUUAUUUUAAAAUGAUUAUAUCAAAGUAUUACUUAUCUUGAUUACCGAGCUUUUGGUCACCCACCUUAAAUUUGUACCUGAAGUGCCCAUCUUCCCCUCCUCCCAGGCCUGGCUCUGCUCUGCACCAGGGGAAACUGAAGCAAUGACCUUAGGCAAGUACAUAGCAAAGCAAAGGUUUCUUUUUUGUGUCCAGAUUAUCCACAAUUCAAUCAUUAAGAUCUAUGCCCUAGUUUUUUCGUUCUGUAAAAGUUUCUUCCAUUUCUCACUGGCUUAUUAGCACCUAGAAAGCUGGGCUGUGUGAAUUCCUAGCUGGUUCUCAGCAUAGCUGGUUGAGAACAGGUUCAGAACACAUACGUCAAAGGAAACAAAUGUCUCGGGAGUACUGGAUGCUAUUGAGAAUCAGUUAUUCAAGGCCCGGCCAUUUAUAAAAGGGACUUUUAAAAAGUGUUUGUAAAUAAGUCCUCACUCACUCACUCCACAAAUGGGGUGCCACACACAGACUGCUUGCUUUUGUUCU